AACAUAUAUACUGAAUUUAAGGUGUCUUCUAUGUAAGCGAUAGUCCUAGCAUAGAACUUAAAUGCUGGAAACGAGAACAGAAUCAUCUCACUUUACUCUUGACAUUGUAGGCUAAUGCUCGUGCACGUGGUUCACAUGCGCAAGGGUGUGUUUGUGUGCAAGCGCGGGUAUACUUAUCAGGCCCACUGACACUAAAGAGAGGUAAACAGAUGGGGUUAAAACAGCGGGUGGGGAUUCGUCAUUGGUUCACAGAGGCACUGAAGUCAGUUUCUCCUCCCCGGUAGUAAAUAUGACGUAGUAAAUCAGUAUCUCUCUCUCUCUCUCUCUCCCCCUCUCUCUCUCAUACAGACAAACUGGCUUCACCGUAGCUCAGUAUCAACCAGGCAGGAGUGACCCAGUGCCUGCCCACUCUAGCCCUGCCUUGCCAAAAGGCUCUGAGGCUGACACUUACCAACUGACUCACAGAGAAGAAUGAGAUGAAAGCCUAAGACAACGCACUAUUACAUUCUGAAAUAAGAUCAUGGAGCUGCUGUGACUUACAACGAGAACAAGAGGAACAAUGUCUUAGAGGAGGAGUUGUUUGGACAGAAGUAAAGGGCCUGCAGGGUCACUGUAGAUAGCACUAGCCUGGGUCUAGCCCACCGAUCGUCGGGCCAGACAGGCUGUUUCUGGUGAAAGCGGCCGUGGAAAAUAACUAGGCCUGGUCAGCAUGCAAAUAUAAUCUCUCGACAACAGUUAAACAGCGAAACUUCUUUCCAGUCAGAUAGCUUUACUUCUGCAGCAUUCGAGAAGGGCCUACGUGUGUGCCUGAGUGUGUGAGCGCGUGCAAGAGUGUGUGUGUUUGCAUGUGCGCGUGUGAGUUUGUGUUUGUGUGUAUCACCAUGAGUCUUGUGUCGGGCUUUCCUCACCACCCGGUCAUGCAUCAUCACGACAGUCACCGCUAUUCCUUGCAUGCAGCGGCGGCUGGUAGGUGUCACGAGGACACUGGAGGAGCUCCUCCGUACUUUACGAGCUGGUUCAUAAACCACGCGGAUAUGUCACCCACCGAGUACAGUCUCACGCCCAGCUACAGCCCAGAGUACCAUGGCAACAGCGGCAGUGGAUCCACCGGCGGCCUGGACCCCCACCAACACCAUCACCAUCACUUCGGAGCCGGUGGCUUGAUUCCGGGGGCCGGCACCAUCUCGGUGAAUGGAACCACUGUCGGUAUGCACCAUCAUCACACACAUCCUCGGACCGUGAAGCGGAGACCCACGGCCAACCGUAAGGAGCGGCGGCGGACCCAGAGCAUUAACUCAGCCUUUGCGGAGCUGAGGGAGUGUAUCCCCAACGUCCCGGCCGACACCAAGUUGUCCAAGAUAAAGACUCUGCGGCUGGCCACCAGCUACAUCUCCUACCUGAUGGACAUCCUGGAUAAGGACGGACAGCACGGAGAAACACAAGCUUUCAAGGCCGAGCUGAAAAAGACGGAGGCUCGGGAGGAGCGGAGGAAGAAAGAGGCGGUCGAGAUCCCAAAGACAACUUCAUCAUCCUCAUCGUCAUCCAACUCAUCAGCGGGUGAUAAGAAAAGUAAAGGACGGACAGGAUGGCCUCAACAUGUCUGGGCUCUGGAACUUAAACAGUAGUGUGUCCUUCUCUCCUGCAGGUUGAUAGUACUCCUCCCUCAGCUCUGUUCAGAGAGUGAUGGGACAGUAAUAUGACCUGCUCCGAUGAACUGUCACAGCAGUCAUCAUCUUUGUGAACCUCAAGGCUAUUAAUGUCCCACAGAACAGUGGAUACUGUAUGACUUCUAUAGUUCCAUUCAUUUACUAUAGUUAGACAAGCAACAGUUUAUUGUUCGUUUGUUCAUUGGUUGGAGUAGAUAGAACAUAACUUCACAUUUAUAACUUCCCCAUGUUCCAUCAGCAAAGGCACUUCCUGCUGUUUUGUUCUGUGUAAGGGUUUAACUUUGAACUAUGAUUUACUCCUAAGUUUCCCCCGUCAAAAAAAACUGUUGAAAAAUAUAACAAGUUCCAUUGCACUUUUUAAAAAUUUUACAGAAUAUUUUUGUGAAAAAACAUUUAACCAAAAAAUUAAUUUACAGCUUCACCAAAUUGUAAAUGUCUGUCAUCAUUUCCCUAUAAUGUCAUAUGUUUCAUGUCAGUGAAAACUUUGGGACAUACGUUUGGGAUAUACAGCAAAUGUGCAUGGACUUGAACAAUUAAAGUAGCUGACUUAGGUCAAAGAGGAUGAACAGGUUAUACAUUAUAAUAUUUGAUGUAAUGAAUCAAUAAGAUGCACUGUUACACUCAUCACAUUUCCACUUAAGUUUUUCUCACUGCCUUUCCCUUCUGUUUCUAUGAGAAACAAUAAAAUAGUGCUAUUUGGUGAAUGGGAUUGAUGCAGAAUUAAGGAGUGCUCCAUAAAAGCUUUUAAAUUUUGUUCUGCCAGAUGUGUACGUUGCCAUUGAGCCAAAAUGCCAAAUGCCAAAUAGCUUUACACGCCUGCUAGAUUGUGAACGGAGUGCAACAGUGUCGCUCUUCCUGUCUGGGGAACACAAACACAGACAUAAUCCACACGCGCAGGAUGACAUGCUCUGUGCUUUAUUUAAUGGAAUAUAUUUAUGUGCAAUGUGGCCGUUAGAAGGACAAAAACAGCCAUUCUGCUGACUGACCACGGACAUUUACUGAGCAUCUUUGAUUAAGUGGCAAGGUAUAUGUGAAGUUCUUUCUCUCUCUCUCUAUCUCUCUCGCUCUCCCCCUCUCUCUCUCACUCUCCCUCUCUCUUUCUAUCUUUUCUUGCAAUUUUGGGAUGUAAAUGUAAUGAUGCCACACUGAUGAGUGUUCAUAUUUUGUGUGAAUUUGUGGUGGGAUUCUAAAUAAUGCUUAAUGUGGUAUGUAAACAGUGUGAUGAAUUUAAUAAACCACCACCUGGUGACAUGGUAA
This is a messenger RNA of Scatophagus argus, 2924 nucleotides long. It is a transcript of the gene hand2, whose product is annotated as heart and neural crest derivatives expressed 2. Gene Ontology annotation, molecular function: RNA polymerase II transcription regulatory region sequence-specific DNA binding; DNA-binding transcription factor activity, RNA polymerase II-specific; protein dimerization activity. The transcript is spliced from 2 exons. Gene Ontology annotation, biological process: regulation of transcription by RNA polymerase II; heart development. The record is from RefSeq and is a predicted model, not a curated record. The coding region runs from base 846 to 1625 and encodes 259 amino acids. Lineage: Eukaryota; Metazoa; Chordata; Actinopteri; Scatophagidae.